This is a messenger RNA of Calliphora vicina (urban bluebottle blowfly), 1843 nucleotides long. RefSeq names its product nudC domain-containing protein 1. The transcript has 3 exons. NCBI's taxonomy places the organism in Eukaryota, Metazoa, Arthropoda, Insecta, Diptera, Calliphoridae. The record is from RefSeq and is a predicted model, not a curated record. Bases 39 to 1814 code for a protein of 591 amino acids.
AAUAACCGGGUUUUUACAAUAUUUCUUUCGACAAAAAAAUGCCUAAAAUCGUAGAACUAAGACAGGAUCGUACUUUAAUACGUUCUAAUUUUGAUGGCUACAAAUUGUCCUUAGAUCCGGUGCCCAUUUUAAGGCAAGACUUAACAUCGACACCUUUAAAAGCGGAACUAAAUGAUGACCAAUAUUCUUUGUUGCAUGCCGAGUUGUUUUCCAUGCAAAAUCUGCUCACGGUUGAUCCAUGGGCCAGAACACAUUCCUAUUUCAUUAAUCGCCUGGGAGAGGUAGUAAGAUGUGCUUACGAUGACAACAAAGGCCGGCCGGAUCAACAGCAGGUGGUUUAUCGUUUAGCACAGGAUGUGGGCGAAGAUUGUCGCCAGCAAAAGGGCGAUUAUAAUUAUAGUUUAAGAUUUUUAUCGGAAAAAUUUUGUGUGGUGUGUGAUGGCGUUAAAACUCUUUUGUUGCUGGAAACCGGAGAUCGUUUAAAAGGUGGUGAGUGGAGGAUGGUGGCCACUUGCAGGAUAGAAGGUGAUGGCCUAGUGACAGAUGAAAAGAAUUAUCUUAUUUACGAUGCUCGCUUGGAUAUAAUACAAGAACGAAAACAAAUUUCUAUUAUAUUGGGUCACGUUCAACGUGUGGAAUCUGCCCUGCCCGAAGGUACAACUUCACAUUUUCUCUAUUUGCACUGGAGUAAAUGGUUUUUGGAAGAUGAUCUGUGGAAAUUUCAAAUUUUGGACACUUUAGAGGGUAAAGGCUCUGUAUAUUACUGUGCGUUUGAACCUCGCGCAGAUUCUGUAGUCCUAAGCUCCAAUCAUGAGUUUAAAUGGAGGUCGAACAAUUCUUUGGAAGAUGGUGUGAAAGACAACCCAAAACCGGAGGAGGAGAAACCUCAAUUGCAUGGAGCAUCUGCUGAUGAGGAGAAUCAAGUUUCAGGCUUUUCCUGGUCACAAACUGAUGAAGAUUUAGUUAUUAAAUUUGAGGUUAAAGAUGGAAAAGAAAGAAAUGAUUACCAUGUAAAGUGUGUGAUCAAUAAGAUUACGGUGAAAUGCAAUGAUGAAGUGUUAUUGGAUCAUGAAUUGUUUGAAAAAGUUGAAUUGGAUUUAACCACAUGGACAAUAGAAAACAAUUUUCUUCAAAUAACUUUAAUUAAGCAAACAUCGGGCUUACUCUGGACUUCACUGUUGGCAAAUGGUCUUGGACCCAAAGAAACUAAUGAUAAAACAGGAGAAAAUUGUUUACCUAUGGAACAACAACCUAUAGCUAAUCUUGAAGCUCCCAUAGAAGAUUGUGAUUUUCCCAUGGGUACCGCAGAAGAUGAAAUUACUAUUGCUCGUUUUAAUUUGUCCACCAAAACCAUUACCCACAACAUUAUCAUGGGCUCCUCACCACCUUUAUUCUCCACAUCGCUGAGACCAGGUUUCCCAUUAGCUAUAGCCACCCGACAAGAUGUCGACUGCUGUCUGUGGUUGCAACAGUACAAUCCCUCGAAGCCGGACGAAUGGUCUAUACGUCAUGAGGGCAAUCUACACGCAUUUGGUUAUGUGCAGGCUUCGAAGCUGCAAAAGAAAUUUAUGGAUUGUUCGCCCGAUUUGGGUUAUGCUCUGAUAGCCGAAUCCCAUCGUCAUGUAUUUUUGUAUAAAACCAAAUAUGAUACGGCCAGUGGUCUGAGAAAUCGUAAUGGACCUCAGGUGACAAUUGGUAAACAGCAUUUAAUAACGUUGGACGAUGCGGGUGAAGUUUUGGGACUGACAACAGCCAAUAGUGUGGCCACAUUGUUGACAGAGAAAUGUGUGUUGUUUUUGCAAAUGGAAAGUUAAUAAAUGAUUUUAUAAGGAUGGAGAAAAAA